Scatophagus argus is the source of this 3481-nucleotide messenger RNA. It is a transcript of the gene zfp36l1a, whose product is annotated as zinc finger protein 36, C3H type-like 1a. Gene Ontology annotation, molecular function: metal ion binding; mRNA binding. Lineage: Eukaryota; Metazoa; Chordata; Actinopteri; Scatophagidae. The transcript has 2 exons. Bases 169 to 1287 code for a protein of 372 amino acids. The record is from RefSeq and is a predicted model, not a curated record.
CAAAUGUCGGUGCUGGUGCAGGGCAGAGGGGGAGUUCUGCUGGGUCAAAAAUACGCAGGAGCCGCAAAUCAGAAACUCAGCAGACCUGCGCAACUUUCUAACAAGCACAGUUUGGUUGGUUUUUUUUUUUUUUAAACUACUUUUGAGUUAACUCUGGUCGCUGCAAAGAUGACCACAGCCGUGGUGUCGCCUUUCUUCGACUUCGAAGUCAUCAACAAGAACAACAAACUGCUCAGCUACAACAACAACCUGGGUGCUCCCCAUCCCAUGUCUGUCCCUUGCACUGGCACCAAUGUGCCCAUCUCCAGCCCCGCCGGAGCCCUGCUGGACAGGAAGGUGGUGGGAUCUCCCUCAGUGGGAAACGUGUACCAGCGGCGGCACUCAGUCAGCAACACAAAGUUCAAUCAGAACCAGUUUCUGAACAGCCUGAAGGCAGCGGACCACUCCUCACUCAUCUCAGGGGUUGGCAAUGCCAGCAACAACAAGGAGAACCGCCUGCGAGACCGCUCCUUCUCUGAGACAGGAGAGAGGCUCCUCAACAAGUGCCUGGGCCCUGCCAGUCCCACCAGCGGCAGCAGCCAAGUGAACUCCAGCCGUUACAAGACGGAGCUUUGUAGGCCCUUUGAGGAGAACGGUUCCUGCAAGUAUGGCGACAAAUGCCAGUUUGCUCACGGAAUCCAUGAACUGCGCAGCCUGAGCCGCCACCCCAAAUACAAAACCGAGCUGUGCCGCACCUUCCACACCAUCGGAUUCUGCCCAUACGGGCCUCGCUGCCAUUUCAUCCACAAUGCUGAGGAGCGCCGUGGACCCCCCCAGCAGUCCUCCCCUCUUAACUCUUCCAACAAGAUGGAAAGGCCUCGACUGCAGCACAGCUACAGCUUUGCAGGUUUCUCCAGCUCAGCUGGGCUGAGAGACAGCCCCACCUCAGUCACGCCUCCACCCAUCUUCUUCCCUGACGAGGUCUCCGACUGGCCCAGCAGUAACCCCUUCACCUACUCCAGCCAGGAGCUGGCCAACCUGUUUGGGCCCAGCCUCAGUGCCGGUCCUGUAGGCACAGAGCCCAACACCCCUGCACCACCCUCUCCAACAAGCACGCCUUACUAUUUCAGACCCAUGUUGGAGUCCCCUCAGAUGUUCGAGUCUCCAUCCAGCCCUCCUGACUCCCUGUCAGACCAGGAGGGCUACCAGAGCAGCUCUGGAGGCAGCCUGAGUGGCUCAGAGUCCCCCACCCUGGACACCGCCCGCCGCCUUCCCAUCUUCAGCCGCCUCUCCAUCUCUGACGAUUAGACUGCACGUAUUCACCAGUGACUUAAAAGUUUGAUGACACAAAGAGAACACGGCACUCCCCUCUACCUCUGCCCCUUUCCGACGCUUCCCUGUCCUCCCUUACACAAGACACCGUGUUAGUUCCUUGUUAGCAUUGUAAGGAUGUAGUCAAUUAAGGGAACUCUCUUAACUCAAAUUAUCAUUUCAUCCUUGUCAAUCCGCACAGCAAGUCUUCAAACGUAACAUGCCACGUGUCAUAGUGCCAAAAAAGGAGAGGAAAUUGAACAAUGAAAAUCACAAGAACAAGAAUUGACUGUUUGCCAGGUGCCACUUGUUUUUUUCGUUUGUUUUGUUUUGUUUCUUUUUCUUCUUCGUUUGUUCUUGAAUGUGUAGCAGCACAAGUGGCCUUGGAAAGGGGUGUGCAUUGCACUAGCCCCCCCCCCCCCCCCACCCUCAACCCCACCCCUCCCUAAACCCCUUUCCUCCCUGAUGAUACCACUUCCCCUGAGCUAGCUAGAGGAUGCUCACUAACAUAACUGUAGGUGUACUGCAGCCGUUUUUUUACAGACUGAGUUAAGACAAAAGGAUGAAAAAAAAAAAAUAAAGACCCUGAAAAGAUAUGAAUCGUUUUUAAAAAGAAAAAGUGCCUGGGGCGGUUUCUGCAUGUGUUUAGGGUGAAUGGACUACUGUUUUUGGUUCUUUCUCAUUUGCCCCCCACCCCCUCCCCUCCCCUUCCUCGACCCCCACCCCACCCCUCGGUCACAGUUCUUCACAAGCCUCGUCUUAUGUAAUUGUGGACUGGGUGAGUGUGCAGGAAGGACUUUGAACUGGAAGUUGGUUAUGCCCCCCCCACCCCACCCUCUCUUCUGAGUUUUCUCCUCCUGUUGCUGGUCACUGGCUCUUUUUUUUUUUUGUUUUUGUUUUUGGGAAGGAAGUCUUGAUAUCAAACUGAUCAUUAAACCUGUAAGACUUUGCCCCGCCUCUCAACCCUGCCUUCCCCCUUCAUCCUCGACGAUCUGGGGAAUUCCAGCAUUCCCAUGGUGCAGUUAUACAUCCUGCGACUUGACAAGAUCGGAUCUCCAAGCUAUUUUACUUUAGUUCUCCCCCGACUUUAGAACCUGCUCCGAGGAGCACUCUGUACUCAUUACAUCCCUUUUGCUUUCUUUAUUUGAUAAUUAUUUUUUAUUAAUGUUAUUAUUACGGUUAUUAUUGUUUGAGAAACUUUCCAGACAGAAGGUUUGCUUGUCACUGCUUAUUUAACUUAUCAGAACAUAUUUAUUGGUGAUCAUAUGCAUUUUUUGUUAAUUUUGUUUUGUAUUUAUCUGGAUAAUGAACAAUAGAAUAUAUUUUCUUUUAUGUUAAAUUAUGAUCUUCCAUAUUAAUCUAAAGAUUGUGAAGACGUUUUUGUCAGUUUUCCUUUUUUCACAGUUAAUAUAUUGUACUUCAAUGACUUGUUCUGCAACUACACUUUGUCAAAAUGAAACUUAAUUUAAAGCAAAAAAAAAAUGCAAAAAAAGAUGUUUUGCGUUUUGAUUAUUUAUUGUACUUUUUUUCUUACUCCCUCUUAUUGGACUGCAAUUCCAUCUAAACAUAGAUUUGCUUGUAUUCAUUCCUGACAUUUUCCCCCUCACAUCCUACAGUAAUCUGACAGUAACAGUAGCUAACUGUUAUGACAUUGGUUCAGCUCUUGGGUUGAUGGUGGACGUUAAGGGGUGCUGAAAGACCUCCCACAUCACUGGUUUAGGAGAGUCUCCAAGUUACAGUGGUAAUGUUGAAAUGUCGGUAAUGUUCUUGCCCAGUCUGUUAUACAAGCAAUAGCUGUGACCAAAUGGGUUGAGGAAAGUUAUUUUGUUUUUAAUUUGAUCAGAUGCUUGAUGCACUUGCUUGCCCCCCUCCCUCCCCCCUUUGACCAAGUGCCUCAUUUAAUACAUUCCAGGUAGCUAAGGCUUCGCUCUGCCUUUUUAUAUUUGAUAAUGGAGGACAGUUAAUUUUUUUUUUAAGUCACGUGUUCUGUGUUGCCUUCACGUGUUUGGAAGAGGGGAACAGAUUUUGACACAAAGAAAGUAAAACAGUUGAAUGUAUUUUUUUCAGCCAUGUUUUUUUUUUUCACUACAGUAAUUUCUGUGAGUUUAUAUGAAAACCUGUUUUUUUUUCCUCUUUUGUAAGUAUUGAUUGCAGUUAAGUCAAUAAACCCCAUAUUUUUGGAAAAGUGAAA